This is a messenger RNA of Trichobilharzia regenti, 1358 nucleotides long. NCBI's taxonomy places the organism in Eukaryota, Metazoa, Platyhelminthes, Trematoda, Strigeidida, Schistosomatidae. The record is from the annotation of a GenBank genome assembly.
AUAGUUUAAAUCUCUUCUCACUGUCAUACCGUAGGCAGAGAGGAGAUUUAAUCACAAUGUUUAAAAUUUUAAAUAAUGACUACGGACCUGGCCUAUUCUCUCUUUUCCUUCCCACCAGGUCGGAACACCUUAGAGGACACAGCAGGAAAGUUCAAAAGCCAAGGAGAAAUCAUAUUGCUGUUGAGUACUGGUUCUCACAUCGAGUCAUAAACUCUUGGAACCGACUCCCAGAAGAAGUGGUGUCUGCAACCUCAACUGAUUCGUUCAAGAAGGGUUUGGACAACCACAGAAAUCUACUAGAAAAGGAUUAAUAUAGGCUGCAAGCCUUCUAUCCUCAACCAGAAAACCUGAAUCUGAAAUCUGAUACUCGUUGGCGCCAAUUAUAAUCUUGUCAUCCGCGUGCGCGGGUUUUAUUUUGCGAGGUUCUCCACUGCUUUACUCACUAUUCACAGGCUAUUAAGCCGAUAUUAUUGAGUACGUCUCCCUUAGGCAAUGACUGGACCUGUAUCUCGUGGUAUAUUCGUUGUACUGGAAGGUGCAGAUCGUGUAGGGAAGACAACACAGGCGUCACUUUUGGCUAAGGCUUUAUCAGAACUCACAAAGAAGGAGACAUUGUCCGUUAAAUUUCCUGAUCGUGACACACCACUUGGAAAACAGUUAGAUGCAUAUUUAAGUGGUGCAGGUGAAAUUAAUAAUCAUGCCCUGCAUCUAUUGUUCACUGCAAAUAGAUGGGAAAAACAAUCGGAUAUUCGAAAGGCUAUCGCUGAUGGGAUUCCUGUUGUAGCAGAUAGGUAUAUAUAUUCGGGUAUUGCAUACACAGCUGCUAAGCCAUCAUCAACACCUAAUUGGGAAUGGUGCUGUGAAAUGGAAAAAGGUCUUGUCGCGCCAGAUUUAGUCAUCUGCCUAACUCCAGAUAAUAUGGAUUCAUUAAAUUCUAGAAAUGGUUACGGUAGUGAACGUUAUGAAAAGGAUGAUUUUCAAAAACGUGUUCUCGAGAAUUAUGUUCGUAUUUCUAAAGAAGUUCAGUUGGAGAAUAAUGAUGAGGAGGAGAAUGAUUCAGUUGGCUUUUGGCAUUUUGUACAAGCCACAAAUAAGUCGGUGGAUGAAGUACACCAGUGUAUUAUGUCACUUGUAAAAUCAAAGCUGGAAAGUAUGACUGGUCCAGAGAUUCAUGAUUGUACGAAAGAAACUAACUGAUUUGUUUUUAAUUCAGCUAUGUAAUUUUCAACACCAUUUUCCGGUAUGAUUCGAAAUAUACAUACACUCUUUCUAAUUAAACAAUUUAGUUCUAUUUGUGCGCCCUUUUUUCUUAUCUCUUAGCGUUUCAAGCGUGAGUAUUAGUGCUUCAGUGACGGUGG